Messenger RNA from Pseudophryne corroboree (corroboree frog), 1243 nucleotides. RefSeq names its product thymidylate synthetase (gene TYMS). Bases 114 to 1055 code for a protein of 313 amino acids. Gene Ontology annotation, biological process: dTMP biosynthetic process. The transcript is spliced from 8 exons. Gene Ontology annotation, molecular function: thymidylate synthase activity. The record is from RefSeq and is a predicted model, not a curated record. Gene Ontology annotation, cellular component: mitochondrion; cytosol. Lineage: Eukaryota; Metazoa; Chordata; Amphibia; Anura; Myobatrachidae.
GGCCGGGUGAGCAUUUCGGCGCCAAAGUAUAAACUAAUUCCUGACAGUACAGGAGGUGUCCCGGCUAGUGCUGCUGUCACGAUAUAAUACAAUCGUCCUUCAUAGCAGCCGCCAUGCCUGUGGUAACGGGGACGCAGCUGUCCGGCAUCCGCACGCAGGAGGUGGUGGGAGAUGUCCCGCAGGAUGAGCCCCGCCAUGACGAGCUGCAGUACUUGGAUCAGAUCCGUCACAUCAUGCAGCGCGGUUACCGCAAGGAGGACCGGACCGGUACCGGGACCAUCUCUGUGUUCGGCAUGCAAGCCCGGUACAGCCUGCGAGAUCAAUUCCCUUUGCUGACAACAAAACGUGUCUUCUGGAAAGGAGUCCUUGAGGAGCUUCUAUGGUUUAUUAAGGGUUCUACAAAUGCAAACGAGCUUUCUGCAAAAGGUGUAAAAAUUUGGGACGCAAAUGGCUCUAGGGAAUUUUUGGAUAAACAGGGUUUCUCUACUCGAGAGGAAGGAGACCUUGGGCCAGUGUAUGGCUUUCAGUGGAGGCAUUUUGGUGCAGAAUACAAAGACUUUAAUACAGAUUACACAGGACAAGGAGUUGACCAACUGCAGAAAGUGAUUGAUACAAUCAGAAAUAAUCCUGAUGACAGGAGGAUCAUCAUGUGCAGCUGGAACCCCAAAGAUGUUUCUGUGAUGGCUUUGCCCCCUUGUCAUGCCCUCUGCCAGUUCUAUGUAAUAAACAAUGAGCUGUCAUGUCAACUGUACCAACGAUCGGGAGACAUGGGCCUUGGAGUACCAUUCAAUAUUGCCAGUUAUGCACUACUAACUUACAUGAUUGCGCAUGUCACAGGACUGAAGCCUGGUGACUUUAUUCAUACACUAGGGGAUGCUCACAUAUACCUGAAUCAUGUUGAACCGUUACAAACUCAACUACAAAGAAAACCCAGACAAUUCCCUAAACUGAAAAUCCUACGGACUGUGGAAGACAUUAAUGAUUUCAAAGCUGAGGAUUUUGAGCUUGAAGGCUACAACCCUCACCCCACUAUAAAAAUGGAAAUGGCUGUAUAAUGUAGCUGUGUAUUUUCCAUUAGUAUUCAAUGUAAAUAUUAUAAAAAAUAAAAAAAAAGUUGCUUAGUGUUGUAUUAGCUAAAUUUUAAGCUUGUGUAUAGUGAGGUUGCAGAUGUUCACGUUAAUAAAGUGCAUUAAGUUGUGAUUAUAAAUGUCAUUAAACAAUGGAAUCUUAACAGCUAUUUUAA